Messenger RNA from Lachancea sp. 'fantastica', 1551 nucleotides. The record is from the annotation of a GenBank genome assembly. NCBI's taxonomy places the organism in Eukaryota, Fungi, Ascomycota, Saccharomycetes, Saccharomycetales, Saccharomycetaceae.
AUGCCUAACUCUACUCAGGAAGCAUUGGCACAGUUGAAACAGACUCUGGAGCUUUUAUCCUUACAACAACAACAAGUUAUCGGUUCUGGUGACGCUCUUGCGUUGAAUUCUUCAAAGACAUCGAAUCCACUAAGCUCACAGAACAAUAAGGAAAACUACUUCAAAAAAAGCAGUCAAGACUAUAUCGACUUCACUUAUGAAAGUCCAACCAUCUAUCAUGUCGUGGAAUAUUUUUCCAAAAAACUAGACGAAGCUGGCUUCACUUACCUGAGCGAAAAGUCUGCCUGGGGUGAUGUUAAAAGUGGUAAGUACUACACCAUCAGAAAUGGCACCAAUCUGGCAGCUUUCAUUCUGGGCGAAGACUGGAAGUACGAGUCCGGUGUUGGGGCCAUUGGGUCCCAUAUUGACGCCCUAGCGGUUAAAUUGAAACCCGUUUCUCAAAAGGACGACGUUGAAGGAUACCAAUUAUUGGGCGUGGCACCUUACGGCGGAACGUUGAAUACAUUUUGGUUUGACAGAGACUUGGGUAUCGGUGGCAGAGUGCUCGUCAAGGACACGUCGUCCGGCAAAAUUGAGUCUCGUUUGAUCAAUUCCAGUCCUCAACCUAUCGCCAAAAUUCCUUCGCUUGCCGUGCAUUUCGGUGAGCCUGCAGUUGGACCUUUUGAUAAAGAAGACCAAGCGGUGCCAGUAAUUGGCUAUUCAUCACCCGAUGAAACCGAUGAAGGCGGAGACCACGAGGACGAGUCUAAGUCCCCUCUUUUUGGGAAACAUCCUAUUGGGCUUCUAAGAUACAUUGCGGAGUUGGCCAAAGUGAAAGUCAGCCAGAUUGUGCAAUUGGACCUUGACCUGUUUGAUGUUCAAAAGGGUACUUUGGGAGGUUUGAAAAAUGAUUUCUUGUUUGCACCUCGCAUUGACGAUCGCAUUUGCAGUUUUACCGCACUCCAGUCGUUGAUUGAUUUUUCCAAAGAGGGCUCAAUCCCAUCGGGGGCAUUCAACGUUGUUGUUCUGUAUGACAACGAAGAAGUUGGCUCUCUCUCGAGACAGGGCGCCAAAGGCGGUCUCCUGGAAAGUGUGGUGCAAAGAGUGGCCACAAGUCUUCACGGAAAUGAUUCUUCAAUUCUACGGACAACAUUUGCGAACUCGAUUAUCUUGUCUGCCGAUGUGAACCACUUGUUCAACCCCAAUUUCAAGUCGGUGUAUUUGGAGCAUCAUAGACCCAAGCCCAAUGUCGGUGUUGCUCUCUCGCUGGAUUCAAAUUUGCACAUGUCGACCGAUGUGGUAGGAGUUGCAUUCACCGAGGAGUUGGCCAGAUUGAACGGUGACAAGGUUCAGUAUUUCCAAAUAAAAAACAACUCAAGGUCGGGAGGGACUAUCGGCCCAUCGAUUGCAUCCCAAACAGGUGCCAGAACAAUUGAUUUAGGAAUUCCUCAACUGGCAAUGCAUAGUAUAAGAGCAGCUACUGGUUCAAAAGAUGUUGGGUUGGCCAUAAAGUUUUUCAAAGGAUUCUUUGCCAACUGGAGAUCUGUCUACGACAGCUUUGGGGACCUUUGA